Molecule: messenger RNA, 2100 nt
Organism: Penicillium canescens
Lineage: Eukaryota; Fungi; Ascomycota; Eurotiomycetes; Eurotiales; Aspergillaceae
Gene: xanB
Product: isocyanide synthase xanB
Exons: 2
Coding region: 1-2100 (699 amino acids)
Molecular function (GO): oxidoreductase activity
Source: RefSeq, a predicted model, not a curated record
AUGGUUUCUUUGGCACCCCUUGCGGAUAUUGUCUCCACCACGUUCCUCCCCAGACUCACAGAGAAUGGAAUUACCCAUUUCACAGACGAUAAGGCCAAUCAGGAGAUCUUUGUUGAUACCGUAGAGGUGGUAUCUUCCAAGCCUGACAGCGACGAUCACUUUGCCAUAACCGCAAACGGGAACGGGCCUACACUACUGGAACAAAAUGUGCCCAAAGACCCCAUCGUCCCGUCAGAUUCAGACACGUUGUCUAAAGAUCAAAAAAUGGCCAUGGAAGUUCUGAAGAUUAUCGAAAGCUAUGGAGUCGAUUUCGAAAAAUCGGGCGUUUCCUGGAAAGGCUUCGAUUCGUUCGUUCCUAUUGUCCUGGCCCAAAUCGAGAAACAGGAGCCUAUUCGCAUGAUCCUGCCUGCUUUCCCGUUCAAGUCCCCGAAUGCACGCGAUAAAGUCUUGGGCAACAUGCCCGACUUUGGUGAGGAGCUGGCACUUUCUCAUUUGAAUGGAUUGUGCCAGAACAUCGCCGAUGUAUAUGAGCCCGGCGCCCAUGUACACAUCAGUUCAGAUGGACUUGUGUACAACGAUAUUCUCGGCGUCCCGGAUGAAACCGUUUGGGACUAUGGAGAGACGCUGCGCAAGAUGGCCGCCGAAAAAGAGCUCCAUCAUGUCAAGUUUAUUCGGCUCUUCGAGCUUCUUGAGCAUCCUUGGUUCCCAACAUCAACCCCAGAGGAUGCAAAGGCUUUUUAUCUAGCCCAUGCCAGUUGUCUCCGCCGAGAGCUGAUGUAUGCCUUCGGCGAUCCGACAUUUGACGCGGACGUGGCCAUCAAAACCGACAACGACACAUGUUUAACAUAUCGUGGCUACAUCAAGUUCCUCACCAAGGAUCUUGCUCAUCAAGACGAGAGCAAGUUUGCGUCCAAGCGCGCUCGACAGACGCAGAUUGCGAAGACAGCGCGACAGAUGAUCAUUCGCGGUAAAAUGUUCGCAGCGGCUAUUAAAGCCAACCGCAAGGAUUACGUGCGACUUUCCAUCCACGAGUCUGCUGGCCAGAAGAAGCUUUCUGUCUCACUGGUUCCACAGCUUCGUGGCGUUCUCGGGCACACGCCUUGGCAUGCUUCUGUGGCGGUUGGCCUCGAUGGUUCAUAUCGCACCGUCCAUGCCGAGGAUGUAAGAGAAACCCACGACGUGGUAUAUAAGAACGGACAGCCAUAUUAUUUCCGUGAAAAGUCGCAGCUCUUUGACUGGACUGCGGAUGGCCUGUCGGUCAAGUUCGAGCAUCUAUAUCCAUGUGGACUCGUCAUUCGCCCCGCUGACAUCGACAACGUGAACGCACGGCCAUCUAUUCGUUCCAUUCCUAUGCAAAAGGUCCGGCAGCUCUCCAACAGUAUGUCUCCAAUCAUCCUCCGAGGAUUUGCAGAGACCCUGGAGGAAGAGUACUACGUCCAGAAGGCAUCGGAGCUGGGCACCAUCCUCCCAUGGAGCUUUGGUAUCAUCCAAAAGGUCCGCGACGUUGGCCGCUCAGACAAGAUGGGCAACAACGUCACCUCCAACGAGGCCAUGCCAAUGCACUUUGACGGUAUGUUCAAGUUUGAGGAGAUCACCGAUCCUGAAACAGGCGAGAAGAAGAAAAUCCAGCGCCCGCCAGGUUACCAAUUCUUUACUUGCCCAGCUACAGCGCCCAAGGGCAAUGGAUACACCCUGUUCACAAGUUCACGCCUUUUCUUCCGGUAUCUGCCUCUGCCAUGGUCAGCUGAACGCCUCGAAAAGACCACCUGGGCUAUGGAUAACAAUGGGUUCUGGGAUGCGAAGCUUAAGAGUUUGAAGCUGAUUGUGAAGCACCCUGUGUCUGGUUCACCAUGCCUGCGAUGGCAUCAGCCAUGGGACGAGACAAAGACCAAAUUCUCUACAUGCGACGUUACAAUAGAGAACGAUGACAACAGUCUGGUCCAAGUCGUGGAUCGUAUCACGUAUGACUAUCGUGUGUGCCUACGGUUCGGGUGGGAGAAGGGUGAUCUGCUGGUCAGCGACAAUACAGCUAUGCUGCAUACCCGAACUGGGUAUAUCAGUAACUGUAAUCGCGAGUUGUGGCGUAUUCACUGUGAUUAG